Messenger RNA from Danio rerio (zebrafish), 1069 nucleotides. The record is from RefSeq and is a predicted model, not a curated record. Lineage: Eukaryota; Metazoa; Chordata; Actinopteri; Cypriniformes; Danionidae.
GUUUUGUCUUGUUGAAUCACAGGCUGAAGAAGAAACGACAGCUCAAGCAAAGCCAAUCAGAAAAGGCGGACGCUGAGCAGAACCAAUCAGAUUUGGACUCCAAGACGCUGGUCAUCCAAGAGCCUGCUCCUAUUGGUCGAUCACAGAAGAGGAAUGUGGAAAAAAGGGAAAAUGAUGACGGGUCAGGUGAAUAUUCAGACAACAGCAGUAAAUCUGGCACGCAGACCAAGAAGGAGAAAACCCGGCCUCCAGGAACAGUUGAAUACAUGGUUGAACCGAAAGACACACUGAACAGCAUUGCCCUGCAUUUCAACAUCACCCCAAAUAAACUGGUGCAUCUGAACCGCCUUUACUCUCACAGCGUCGUACCUGGACAGAAACUGUUUGUUCCUGACGAGGACGAAGCCAAAUGUGUUUCUCAGGUCAGUGAUUGCUCUAAACACCUCGCAGCGUCAGAGUCCACAGAAAUCAAGGAUGGUGAGUACAGCAGCCGGCCGGGACGUCCUGUGUGCAGAGAGACGUCACCGCUGUCUGAAGACGAGAGUCCGGCCACCGUCAAAUUCAUCAAGAUGAGCUGCAAAUACUUCACUGACGGCAUGGUGAGAACUAGACGCCAUCACAGGUCCUCAUGGAUCCCAAAACCCAUGGGCCGACCCAAGAUCCGAGCCGGUUCAAGGCCAAAGCUUCGAAUUGUGCCUCGGAUACGGGUCGGCUUUGGUAUGAAUUGCCUCAGGUCUCAGGUAAUCUAAAAUAAAUGUGCGUUUAUAAUGGGGCCAAUCAGACUUGAUGUUAUUACUAAAGGAACAGUAGGGCAGAGCGAUAUGAUAAAUAUCUCAAUAUAUGUCAUCUCAUAUCCUGUUAACGAUAUACAGACUUAUGCAAAAGUUUGGGCACCGCUGUGGCUGCAUAAUUAUGCAACCUUUCUUUAUAAGAGAAAAUCACAGUGAAAUGCCAUCCAGUUUCUAGAGAAAGCUAGAUAAUGUCAUGUUUUUCAGACAGAAAUUCGUAGUGCAGCAGUACUGAGAUGUGUGAAAUUUAAGUAAAAUUGGAAAAUAGGCUGUGCAAAAAU